Molecule: messenger RNA, 5223 nt
Organism: Cladocopium goreaui
Lineage: Eukaryota; Dinophyceae; Suessiales; Symbiodiniaceae
Source: the annotation of a GenBank genome assembly
AUGUGGGGUAGCUUGGAUGAGGACAGCCCUUGUCGUGCCAUUUUGGCUCAAGGCUGCCAACUUCUCCAAAUCGCACCACAGGGGGGGAUGUCUCAGGGAGUGGUGGUCUGGACGUGUGAGAAUACUGAGGAAGAGACCUCUCUUCUGACGGUGCUCGCCAUUGUCUGGGCCAUCACUUUCCUCGUGGGCUCUCUCUGUGGAGUGUGGUUUGAGAGGUCGCGGUCAAGUAAAACCCCGGCUCGGUCUGCCGCGUUUGCGUCCUGGGAACGGGUGACUGUGAGAGCCCUACGCUUUCUGGCCAAGCGCCGGAGGGUAAGUGUGGCCUUCUCCAACUACCGGAACCACAACCUACGGGGAGUGAACCCAGUGCCGGCCAGACAGCGGGCCAGGCGCAGGGUGGCCACACCGUCACGGAUCCUGCACGAGGGCUUCGCACUGCCGCACCAUGGACCCAACGGAAGCCGAGCUGCAGGCGAUAACAACGCUCCAGGAAGCCCGCCAAUGGGUGGGGCCUUGGGGGACCCACAAAGGGUGCGAGAGAUCGCGCUUAUCCCUAGACAGUUAUGGGAUACUACAAUGGCGGCACUGCAGGUGGAAGAGCCUGGCGCUGCAGAUGGUGAUCCUCCGGUGCACCGGGAUCUCUCUCCAGUCGAGGUGGCAAAGCUGGAGUCUUUGAGAAGGGUCUGCAACCUCCGAGUGGGACAACCUGCAGAUGACCGUGGGGCAGUGUUGCCUGUGGCUCCGGCAGCCCCGGGUCCCCUCCUACCACCCGCUGGUGGGGGGCCCGCUGGGCAAGCUGGGCCUCGGCGCAUUAAGUUGUCCGCGGUUUUAGACCCGACACUAGACGCGGACAUCGUGCCGCUCACAGAGGGUGAGGUCACCCGAAUGUAUGACGCUUACAGGUUCAAGUUCGGAGAUUUUCCGACGGACGACGCAAACGUCAGUCGUGAUCAAUUGGCAGCACAGACCUACCUGGCAUACCACUUGAAUCCGACCACGGGAGAUUGGAUCCGAAAGGAACAACCGGGACCGGAUUCAUUCCACUCCUGGUACAAAGCCUGGAAGUGCUAUCGCACCGCCCUGCUAUUAACAGAGGCGUGCGAGGCGGAACGCCUGGAUGCCUAUUCAGAAAUGAUCCGUAGCUUCGUCCAACAGUAUGGCGAAGAGAUGUGGAGCUUCGUCAGCCGAGCCGACUCCAGGAUGAGGUCCGAGCAGCUGGAUAGAAUCCGUCGGCGUCUACGUGCCGACCCGAUGUACGGCUACCAGGAGGGCACGCCUUGGUCAGCCUGCUUUGCUGCAGCGGUGCGCGAGUCCGAGUUUUGGCAGAGAGAGCUGGCGACCCCCCUCCUGAUGUUUGUGGCCCGCAACAAAAGGGAGCCGGCGUCUGAGAGCAAGCCGGACGAGCGCCCGACGAAUGAGGGUGUGCCGAAACGCCAGAAGGUAAGGGCAAAUCGCCGCUACACCGGUGAAGACCGCUCCAAGAAGAACCAGGAGGGGCUCUACAGUGUGAACAGGAAAGGCAUUGAGAUAUGCCACCUGUACAACCAAGGCAAGUGCGGCUCAGAGAAGGCACAGGGAAAAUGCCGCAACCAGAGAUCGCACCAGUGCAACAAGUGCCUCGGGCCCCAUCAGGGGCUCAAUUCGGCUGGUGGUCCGAGCUCCAAGAGGCCGCUGGAAAAGCCACCAAGAGGAGAAGCAGGUACAGAGUCAGCAGGAGCAGAGCCCGCGCCGGCCAAAAGGCCCAAGACCACGGCUUACCGGGAACCAUCGGUGCCAAAGGGGGGCUCAGAUGGGCCGACCGCUUCGUCGGCUUGGAAGCCACCUCGACCUAAGAACCAGGUUGAGGUCAAGAGCCACAUCACUGUGGAGUAUGGAUGCUGGUCCUGCAAAGGUGAGGACAUCAAUGUUGGGAAGCCGAUAGCCCUGAUCCUCUUCUCCGGAAGAUCCCGGCCGGGAGACUUACACAACCAGCUGGUGAACCUGGGCUGGAUGGUGUGCUCCGUAGACAUGGCAGCACCCAUCAAAACCAACCUCCUGGACGAUGGGAUCUGGGAAAAGAUACUGGCCGACAUCCGCUUGGGGAUGUAUGAGGCCGUCUGGGUGGCGACCCCUUGUGGCUCAUUCUCACCGCUGAGGGAGAAUCAGCCGGGCCCUCGGCCACUUCGCACAGUCGAGAAGAUACAGGGCAAGCCCAAAGAAGAGCUCACCCAAGGCGAGCAACGCCAGCUGCGGGAAGCCAACGUGCUGGUUAGCAGGUCCGCAACGGCGGGGAUCACGCAGGUGGAAGCCGAUCGCAUAUAUUCGGUUUGGAAAAUCCAGACCAUGGGCCAGACCGGCCGAAUGAAAUCGGUCCACUUCGACCAAUGCCGCACUGGCUUAGAAACAACUAAGCCAACGAAGAUCAUACUGCACAAGGCCGAGUUGGAACAGCUGGAUGGGCUAAGGUGCAAUCACCCGAAGAGGACCUUCGAAAAACCGGACGGCUCCAAAUACGAGGCCUCCCACCAGUCAGCAGUGCAGAGAUGGGUAGUUGGCCCCGACGGCAAGCGUGAGCGAGCCUCUCGUUCCCAGGGAGAAUACACCGCGGAACUUUCCGAGGCCAUUGCUAAGGCGUUCCAUCGCGCCUGGCAGGCCGGAGAGCUGAACGAGGAAGACCCCUUGGGUCCGGCGUUGAAGGAGGGCCCAAUCAAAGAGAGAGAAAUGGAAAACCUCCACGCACUGGGAGGCAUGCGGAACCCUCACCUGAGUGCCCAGCGGUGGCCACAGUCGGGGGCACCCGGUCAGAUGGUCCGGCUGCUGUUCAGGAAAGCCCAGGAGCUGUGGCCAAACCUCAGGGACACCGCAAGAGCCAUCCUGUCAGGAGAACGCCCCCCAGAACUGCCAGCGCAGAUAGUCAGCUUGGUGAGGAGCACAACCAUCACCUUGCUGGGCGGCGAUAAGGAGUCUUGUCGCAGACGCACCGCAAAAGCCACUACCCCUAUCAGCUCCGAAGUGAUGGCGGCCUGGGGAAAAGCAACGUCCGACCCCGACGCAGCGACCCUCGCGAGCUGGUUGGAUCACGGAGCCCCCUUGGGUUUCAAUUGCCCAAUUGAGACCAGGGGGGUCUUUCCGAAGGUCGGUCCCCCGGUCGACGCCCCUGACGAUUUGCAGGUUGAGACAGAGCUGAGGGAAUGGCAGAAUUAUAAGUCGGCGGAAGAGGAGCGAGAAGACCUCGACAAGCUCAUCUCCGAAUAUGUGGAGAAGGGUUGGUGCCGGCUCCUCCCUAGCAUAGAAGCGGCCGAAGUCGAGCUGGGCGAGAAGGUCACCCUGAACAAGCUCGGGGUUGUCGUGAAGUUCACGGAGUCAGGCACCAAGAAGUCCAGAGUUGUCUGGGACCUUCGAAGGAGCGGGGCGAACGCAAAGUGUCACCAAGCCGAACGGAUCGUACUGCCAAGGCUGACAGACCUAGCAGCCGCAGCCACAAGAGCAUACCGAUCAGGUAAGGAGCCAUGGCUGGUUGCUUUGGACGUCAGGGAUGCGUUCCUGAACAUCCCCGCGGGAAAGGACAAGGCGUUCACUGUGGCAGCCAAGCCGGGGGCGGACGGACUGAAUCAGGUCAUCGUCUGUGACACGCUGGUGUUCGGCGCAAAGUCGUCGCCAACGAUCUGGGGCCGCUUCGCGUCACUGUUGGGGCGCUCAUGGGCGUCGAUCGAGCCGGCUGUGCGGGCACAGAUCUACGUAGAUGACCCGGCAAUGGUGAUCGAAGGCUGCAAAGGAGAGGCCAUCUCUGCCCUUACGAACAUUCUGCUGUGGGCGGGUGUCCUGGGCUUCCCUCUCAAACUCAGCAAAGCCGAGGGUGGAAAGGCCAUCCGAUGGAUUGGGGCCAUCAUCAAACUGCACGACGACAGCAAGGAAGUGGAGGUAGCGAGCAAGCCCAUAGUGUCGAGAAAGGCAUUGGCUUCGCUGGCAGGAGGACUUUCUUUCGUCGCAGGUCUAGUGCCACAUCUGCGACCCUUCUUGGAUUCGUUUUGGGCUGCACUUUCGAGUCCGUCCAGGGGUGGCAUCACGAAUGACGGAGCCAGUGCGCAUUCCGGAAGGCUGAUCCACGUCCGGAGGAUCGAAAAGGCGCUCCAAUGGGUGGCGGCACUCCUAGGCGAAAGAGAGGUUCCGCUAGUGCGGAUUUUCAAAGUGGCCCACCCGGAGGUGACGGCCGAAAUCACCACGGACGCCUCUCCUUGGGGGCUAGGCGGAGUCCUGCGCCUUAACGGAAACAUAGCAGGAGCGUUCGCAGAGCAACUAUCUACCGAGGUCCUCAACAAGUUCAACGCAGUGAAAGGCGACCCGAAACACACAACGCUUUGGGAAGGCCUGGCGCUGCUGGUAGCUUUUAGGCUGUGGCUCCCUGGACUAGGCUUUGGUGCCGUGGUCCGGGUGAAGUCCGAUAGCCUGAGCUCCUUGUUGAUGCUUUCAAAAGGAAAGGCGAAAUCCUUAGAGCUGAACUGCAUAGCUCGGGAGAUCGCGUUGGACCAGGCACUCCAGUUGUACAGGCUGACCUUCCUGGUGCACAUCCCGGGAGUCACAAACCUGGAGGCAGAUUUUCUUUCUAGGAUGUUUUCUCCGAAACCUCCAGUUAAGCCGAGGCAACUCGAAAGAGUCAGCUUAACGCCAGUCACUAUUGGCAAGGGCUUCUGGAAGGUGAAGCGGUUGACACAACCAGCUCGGAAAAAUCUUGCGGCGGGAGCUGGUGGGAGAACAUACCGGCGGUUUCCCCUGGGUCAGGGUUGGUCCUCUCAGUCUGCCGCAGAUGGGGAGGUUCAAGCGUUCCUUACAGGGGGGAGGACCGUAUGUCCGGCCCACUCUCCCCCCGCGAAAAGGGCGGGUGUUUUGCACGAAGGGUUUGCCAUUGCACCCGCCUCGCAACACGCUCCUGGGGAGCCGCCCAUUCCUGCUCCGGCCCUCUCGGAGCCCGGGAGGGCAGGUGAACCAAGAGGAUACGGCCGAGGCUCAGCAGCCAUGGCGUUGGCGGCCAUCGGUGACCCAACCGCUUGCAUUGCACGGAUUUGGGACGACGCUAGUGCUAGUUCCUCUAGGGGCCCGUUCCAGUCCAGGAAACAACUCUGGGAGAGCCUGGCGCGAAAGGCAGGGACACAAGACCCCUUCUGCCUGACUCCGAAUAUCAUAUUCACGGUCAUGGGUGCAUUGAAAACCGCAGGGUACCGCAGUGCAGAUCAGUAUUAUAUUUAG